GGACCCUCCAGGAGGGGGACAGUCGGAGCAGCGCGGCUGAUCCUCCCUGGAGCGCGAGGAACCUGCUGCUCGCAGCCUCUCGGGGUCAGCGUCCGAGCGAGCAGCGAUGAUCCUUGAGGAGAGGCCAGAUGGCCAGGGCACUGGCGAGGACAGCUCUCUGCCGCAGGACGGCGGCAGCAUCCGCAAGGGCUAUGACUCCUUUGUGCAAAACCAGCCUGGCCAGCUGCAGAGUCACAGGGCUCGGCUCCACCAGCAGAUCAGCAAGGAGCUCCGGAUGCGGACGGGUGCUGAAAACCUCUACAGAGCCACCAGCAACACCUGGGUCCGAGAGACAGUCGCACUGGAGCUGAGCUACGUCAACUCCAACCUGCAGCUCCUGAAAGAGGAGCUGGCAGAGCUGAGCACCAGCGUAGAUGUGGACCAGCCAGAGGGCGAAGGGAUUACUAUUCCCAUGAUCCCCCUGGGCCUGAAGGAAACCAAGGAGUUGGACUGGGCCACACCGCUGAAGGAGCUGAUCUCUGAGCACUUUGGAGAGGAUGGUACCUCCUUUGAGACAGAGAUCCAGGAACUAGAAGACCUACGGCAGGCCACGAGGACUCCCAGCAGAGACGAGGCGGGCCUGGAUCUGCUCGCAGCCUACUAUAGCCAGCUCUGUUUCCUGGACGCACGUUUCUUCAGUCCCUCCAGGAGCCCAGGGCUGCUCUUCCACUGGUACGACUCGCUCACGGGGGUCCCGGCACAGCAGCGGGCUCUGGCCUUCGAGAAGGGCAGUGUACUGUUUAACAUUGGGGCACUCCACACGCAGAUCGGAGCACGGCAGGAUUGCUCCUGCACCGAGGGCACCAACCACGCUGCUGAGGCUUUCCAGAGGGCUGCUGGGGCCUUCAGACUCCUGAGGGAGAACUUCUCCCACGCGCCAAGCCCAGACAUGAGUGCUGCCUCUCUCUCCAUGCUGGAGCAGCUCAUGAUUGCCCAGGCACAGGAAUGCAUCUUCAAGGGCCUUUUACUGCCAGCCUCUGCCACACCUGACAUCUGUCCAGAUCAACUGCAGCUCGCCCAGGAAGCUGCCCAGGUGGCAACUGAAUAUGGGCUUGUGCACCGGGUCAUGGCCCAGCCACCUGUCCGAGACUACCUGCCUGCCUCCUGGACUAACCUGGCGCACGUCAAGGCUGAGCACUUCUGCGCCCUGGCCCACUAUCACGCAGCCAUGGCCCUCUGCGAAAGCCACCCAGCAGCCAAGGGUGAACUCGCAAGGCAGGAGCACGUCUUCCAGCCCUCCACUCCCCAUGAGCCCCUGGGCCCCACACUGCCGCAGCACCCAGAAGACCGCAGGAAGCUUGCCAAGGCCCACCUGAAGCGUGCCAUCCUGGGCCAGGAGGAGGCGCUGCGGCUUCACACCUUGUGCAGAGUCCUGCGCAAGGUGGACCUGCUGCAGGUUGUGGUGACUCAGGCACUGCGGCGCUCCCUGGCCAAGUACUCACAGCUCGAGCGCGAGGAUGACUUCUUCGAGGCUACGGAGGCCCCGGACAUCCAACCCAAGACUCACCAGACCCCAGAGGUGAGGAUGCCUAGCCUGUCGCAGGUGAAGGUGACUGACUUCUUCCAUCGGCUGGGACCCUUGUCCGUGUUUUCAACGAAGAACCGAUGGCAGUUGGUAGGGCCGGUGCACAUGACUCGAGGAGAGGGAGGCUUCGGGUUCACGCUGCGCGGAGACUCUCCGGUCCUCAUCGCUGCUGUCGUCCCUGGGGGUCAGGCUGAGUCCGCUGGCCUGAAGGAGGGUGACUACAUCGUGUCUGUGAACGGGCAGCCAUGCAAGUGGUGGAAGCACCUGGAGGUGGUGACGCAGCUGAGGAGCAUGGGCGAGGAAGGCGUGAGCCUGCAGGUCGUGUCCUUGCUGCCCAGCCCUGAGCCACGUGGCACAGGACCCCGACGGGCAGCACUGCUGUGGAACCAGAGAGAGUGUGGUUUUGAGACACCGAUGCCCACACGUACCCGCCCCUGGCCCAUCCUUGGCUGGAGCCGCAAGAAUAAACAAGGCAAGACUGGAAGCCACCCUGACCCCUGCACCAACAGGAACUGUGUCACCUGCCCCUGAGCUGGACACCCCGUAUCCCUGUGUGCUCAGGAUGGCUGUGGGGGCCAUACUCCUAUGUACAUCACCCUGGAACCAGCUCCAACUAGCCAGGUGUGCCUAGUGGGGUCUGUCCUCUACUCUUGGGGACUAUCAGGCUGCCCCCAUCUUGCUUAGAGAUGUCUAUUAAAAAUGCUGGUCAGAUGAGGUGAGUCUGAGUCAGGUACUGAAGCCCCGAUCACUUUACCCCACCAGAGAGAUGUCUCGGUGUAGUCCAGAUGUAGUGUCCCUCUGCAGAGGGCAGCAGAGCUGGGGCCAUCCUCCCGCAGCAGGCCCCUUGGCCCCUGCCAUGCCUCAUCUACUCUGCGGAUGCCUGGCUCUAUCCUCACAUCCAGUUGCUCUGGGCAUGUACCCUGACGGGCUCCACCCUGAUUCUGCCUGGUUCCUAGUAGCCCUUCUGGUCACCAGCCUCCCUUGCUGGUUAGUCAGCUCUUCUGUGUGUAAGAUCUCAGCAAAGACAUUUUUAUCUCCAGUCCCUUCAUGCUUCCCCAACUUUCAGACCAUCCUGUUGCCCAUUCUACCUGCUCCCACGCAGGUCCUGACAGGUUCCCCAGAAGGGUGGGCUCAGGACCCGGACUCCAGAGGGACAGGGUGGGGGCGCCACAUGAAACGCAGUCCUGAGCUAUGCAUGGCUGAAGCCAUGAAGAUGCUCUCCCUCAAAGGUUCCGCAUGGAAACAGAAAGGCUGUAUGUAUCUCCGUAGUAGAGAAUGCAAGAAACCCUGGCCUCAGUCCCCGAACUACAAAGAAAACAAAUUAGAUGGAGAACUUGCUCUCUGCAACCACCAGGGGGCGGCUGUCACCCAUUCAUGCAGCCCAAGGAGGCUGCAGCUCUUCCAACCCCCAGGAUUCUAAGAACCUGAGAACAGCCCAGGAAAGAGAAGCAAGCGGCCAGGCCAGCUCCGUAGUCAGCAACCCACCCACGCCCUUUCAUCCUCAAACCCCUGCCCAGGGACUCCCAGGAGAAAGCACCCAAGUCCAUGCUCCAGGUCUGCCUACACAGUCCAGGGCUCUGCCGGCCAUCACCCUGGCCAGACAUCCGCGUCCAGGGCCAGCCGGUGAGUGGAGUGAGUCCUGAAGAUGCAGCCUUCUUCUGAAAUAGGAGAGGCACCCACCCAGGGGAUCCACUCACCUGCCCUUCCAGGACAAUCUCCAGCUCAGCAGAAUGGGCAAGGCUGCUCAGGCUCUGCAAAACUUGCUAAUUUUAUUAAUAAAACUGUGUGUCAAGGAAGCC
Mus caroli (Ryukyu mouse) is the source of this 3363-nucleotide messenger RNA. It is a transcript of the gene Rhpn1, whose product is annotated as rhophilin Rho GTPase binding protein 1. Gene Ontology annotation, biological process: negative regulation of stress fiber assembly; signal transduction. Gene Ontology annotation, molecular function: protein binding. NCBI's taxonomy places the organism in Eukaryota, Metazoa, Chordata, Mammalia, Rodentia, Muridae. The record is from RefSeq and is a predicted model, not a curated record.